CGCAUGCGCAGAUCUCUACUCUUAUUAAUAUUUAAUGGAAGAUGGCUGCGUUUCUUAACUAAACCGCCGGAGCUGAGAAAUAAAGCAACCCCGCAGGACGGAGACGUUUUCCCGGCCUCACAUCGAACCGAUUCGAUGUGUUUGACUUCACGCUGAGCCGAACCGAGCCGUGAAGUGAAAGAGAAGUGAGGAAAAUGGAUCGACUCCCGCUUUGAUGGAUGAAAGAUCGUUUUUCUCCUCUGCUCCGAGAUCAGCGAACAAUCGAGCAAAAGAUGAUGCGCCAGGUGACCACCACUGACUUCUGCAUGAGCAGCAGGCCGUCUUGCCUGGCAGAGGAUGCCCAGCACCCUACUGCUCAUUUCGAACUCUGCACCUCGCAGCCCAACAAGUUCUACCCUCCCCCCCCUCCUACCUCCCUUCAGAUGACACUGGCCCCCAUGGCCUUACCCACCCAGAGCCAUAAGCCGAUGGUGUGUCACAGACAGGAUAUUCUGGGAGGAGACCCACGUUCACCUGGAAAGGUACCUGGCUUAAAAGGCUCAGAGCAAACACCCAAUGAUGCUAAGAAAAAGACCAAAGGUGCUGGGAAGACGGGCAGACGAGGCCGGCCGCUGGGAACCACCAAGCUGGCCGGAUACAGAACCAGCACCGGACGACCCCUUGGCACCACCAGAGCCGCGGGGUUCAAGACGAGCCCGGGAAGGCCGCUGGGCACGACCAGAGCCGCGGGAUACAAAGUAAGCCCUGGACGGCCUCCUGGCAGCAUCAAAGGCCUGUCCAGACUCAACAAACUGGCUUACAGCAGCGCCUGCAGCGGAGCGGCGUUCCCCUACCCAAUACCACACAAAGAAAUCCUCUGUGAACCUUCCUGCAAAGAGAAGCCAGGUAACGAGGAAAGGCUCUGCCCUGUUUCUGCUUCACCCUGAGCUGCUCACAGCUAGAAACACUGCUUCUCCUUGUUGGGCAGAGAUGACAUUUUUUAAAAUAUAUUUGUCUUGCUGUCAUUCUGUGCUCCUGUCACCGGGUUGAUCUCCAGUUUGUUCCUCAGUGCUAACGUUUGAUAUUUCUUAUAGAUUCAUCAAGGGUUUUUCAUGGGAACAAAGAUGGCUGUUCAUUAAGCAGUCACAGUAGCAGCUUCAUUUUAGACUUAUGUGUAGCAUUUUAAAACAAGUUAAGGAAAAUGAAUUUGGGUGUGCAUUGCUGCCAACAAAAGCAACUUUUGAAGAAACGUGGGAAACUGCCUGACCUAAAAAAAAAAAAAGAGUUUUACAUUUUUUCAACAUACUUCUCCUCUUAUCUCUAAUUUUGAUGGUAUAAUUGAUAUAAUAUAUUUGACGAAUAUUAUUUUUUGUUACUCUUAUCAUUUCAAGGAAAUAUUUAAUUGUGUUGUUUGUUGUGUUCUUGCUUGUCUGUUAUAUUCACUUUCAUUAAAGCAAUUUAGAAAUGUUUUAAAAAGUUGCAAAAGGAAAAAAAACUGCAUUGAGGCUGCUGAAAAUGAAGCUAAAAGUUGUUUAGGGGUGAUAAUUCACGACUGGAAUGCCAAAAUUCCUAUCAGUGAAUGAUGUAAUGUCCAUUCGAGACAUAAGUAAAGAUGGCAAAAUCUGCAGCUUAAAUUUGAAUCACUAAAGUUAAUAUUUACAGGGUAAUUUACCCAGAGAGGUGAAAUCAGGACAACCAUUAUCUUAGUGCCGGGAUUUGGAGACCUAUUAAACCGGAACCAUAAGGAGGAAUUCAAAAGCAGUCCGUUACAAACUCAGUCUGUCUUUAAUCUUCAAUGUCUGAUUUUAAACAUUAUGAUUAUUUCAAACUUAAUUGUUGCAUAACAGGACAUAUUUUCAUUUUUGGUAUGUACCAUUUAUCUCUACAUAAUCUGUAUGUGUUUUAUGCAGUGUGUUUAACUUCUUUACAGUAAUAUAGCUG
Molecule: messenger RNA, 1920 nt
Organism: Cyprinodon tularosa
Lineage: Eukaryota; Metazoa; Chordata; Actinopteri; Cyprinodontiformes; Cyprinodontidae
Gene: cunh5orf24
Product: chromosome unknown C5orf24 homolog
Exons: 2
Coding region: 219-926 (235 amino acids)
Source: RefSeq, a predicted model, not a curated record